GGGAUGCGGACGGGGGAAGAUGGCGGCCUCGUCGAACAACCCGCGGAAAUUCAGCGAGAAGAUCGCGCUGCACAACCAGAAGCAGGCCGAGGAGACGGCGGCCUUCGAGGAGGUCAUGAAGGACCUCAGCCUCACGCGCGCCCACCGGCUACAGCUACAGAAAAACCAGUAUUUGCAGACCCGUGGCCAGUACUAUGGAGGAUCCCUGCCAAAUGUCAAUCAGAUUGGGAGCAGUGCUAUGGACCUGCCUUUCCAGACUCCGUUUCAGUCAUCAGGAUUGGACACCAGCAGGACGACCCGGCACCAUGGCCUGGUGGACAGGGUGUAUCGCGACCGGAACCGCCUUGGCUCGCCCCACCGGCGCCCGCUAUCCGUGGAUAAGCACGGCAGGCAGGUGGACAGCUGUCCGUAUGGUACCGUCUAUCUAUCGCCUCCUUCAGACACAAGCUGGAGGAGGACCAAUUCAGAUUCUGCCCUGCACCAGAGUACGAUGACUCCCACUCAGGCGGAGCCUUUCUUAGCUGGGUCACAGGACAUGCAGCAAAAAAGAGUCUUACUAUUGGCCGUCCCAGGCAUGGAGGAAGACACAGCGGAUACAGAGAAGAACCUCUCGAAGCAAGGGUGGGAAGCUAAGAAGACCGGAUCCUCAAGGCCUAAAUCCUGUGAGGUUCCAGGAAUCAACAUCUUUCCGUCAGCUGACCAGGAAAACACUACCACACUUAUCCCCGCCACUCACAACACGGGUGGCUCCCUGCCGGACCUGACGAACAUCCACUUCCCCUCUCCUCUCCCAACGCCGCUGGACCCAGAAGAAUCCCCAUUCCCAUCCCUCAGCAGUUCCAACAGCACCGGGAACCUUGCGGCCAACUUGACGCAUAUGGGCAUCAGCACAGCCAAUCAGGGGAUGACGACGACGCAGGCCUCUUCCCAGCAGCACCGACAGCCACCCUCCCUUUCGCUGAACGCAGACUCCAGGAGAAACCAGCCCCAGCAGGUCUCCCCCACGCUCUCGCCUCUGUCGCCAAUCACUCAGGCUGUGGCAAUGGACGCCCUCUCCCUGGAGCAGCAGCUCCCGCCCUACCCCUUCUUUACCCAGACGAGCGCGCAGCAGCAGCAGCAACAGCAGCAGACACAGGUCGCCAGCGCUCUCCCACCCAAUGCCUCCCUGAUGCAGACGUCCGGCCUGCAGCGAGGGGUGCAGCUGCCCCCGCUCUCCGUCACCGUCCCUUCCACAAUCCCACAGUCUCCGCCAGGAAGCCAGACCCAGACCUCCAUGGGGAUAGACAUCAGUUUGGGUUCACUCCAGCAGUACCGCAACAAUGCUGGCUCCCCGGCCAACCAGUCUCCCACCUCUCCUGUCUCCAAUCAAGCUUUCUCUCCUGGCAGCUCCCCUCAACAAACAUCUAUCCUCGGGAGCGUCUUUGGGGAUUCCUGUUACGACCAGCAGUUGACGGCCAGGCAGGCAAACGCUUUAUCUCAUCAGGAUUCCUUCCUCCAGCUUGAGCAGUUCAACAUGAUCGAGAAUGCCAUCAGCUCCAACAGCCUCUACAGCCCCUGCUCCACCCUCAAUUACUCCCAGGCGGCUAUGAUGGGCCUCACCGGAAGCCACGGGAGCCUCCAGGACGCCCAGCAGCUCAGCUACGCCAGCCACGGCAACAUCCCAAACAUCAUCCUCACAGUGACCGGGGAGUCCCCUCCCAGCCUGUCGAAGGACCUGACCAGCUCUCUGGCCGGCGUGGGGGAUGUCAGCUUCGACUCUGAUUCCCAGUUCCCCCUGGAUGAACUCAAAAUCGACCCCCUGACCUUGGACGGGCUGCACAUGCUCAACGACCCCGACAUGGUCCUCACUGACCCUGCCACAGAAGACACUUUCCGGAUGGACCGGCUGUAGGGGAGAGGGGAAGAGGGGGCGCGUCGCCGAGAGUGAGAGAGCGCAUGCCAAAUCGCAAAUAUAAGGUGUCCCAAGUCUCGGCGCCCGCAGAGGCAGGGACCGGCCCACCUCAGGUCCGUCGCACCUGAGAGCCGGGCUCGUUCCACCCUCACAGAGCAGCUGCCCACCCCCCCGUCUCCCGCCCUCCGUACAGCCCUCCAGAGGCCACUGGUUUGGGAGAGGACCUCUUUAUCCACAAGCCCCCCUUGCGCCCUUUCCGUUCCUCUUGCCCUCUGCUUGCCACCAAAGUUCGGUCCUUGUUCUCCUUUGCACUAAAUGGUUUCUUCGUGUUUGUCUUCGGGAAGGCGGGGAGUGGGGUGGCAGUAGAGGAGGAUGCUCCCUCUCUUCCUCCCCCCCCCCACCCCGGUGGCUGGGCAAAGCACUCUGAAAAGGUAAAUAGAUAGUUCUUAUCCCCCCCCUCGUCGAAACUACGGAGUCUCUGGUUUCUGUUACAGAAACAGCCACUGCAUAAAGCUGGGAGCUUUGGGGGGGGGGGUGCUGGGGUUUGCACGACAGACACUGACGCCCCACCACCCCUGAGUUCAAAAGCUACGUUGUGGAUAUUGCUGCUUUUCUUCUGGUAAAUGGGGUGGGUGGGAUUUUAAUGCAGGAGGUGGAGGGGAGAGUCUGGUGAGCCCUCCAGAAUAAUUUCCUGAGGCAGAUGCUUGGUUUUGAAGGAUGGGGAGGGGUGCAAAUGGUUUGUGAUCUCCUGCCCCCCCCUUUUUGCUAGCCUUGACUCUCAUCCAAAACUCUAUUGCUGCCUGUUCCCCUGUAUGCUUCCUUGCUCAACAGUUGCAGAAACAUCUCUUUUUGGGGGGCAACACUGUCCGGGGAUUUAGUUGCACGAGCCGCCUAAUUCCUCUUUCCGAUUCAAAGUACUUUUUUGGCGGGUGGGGCGGGGCGGGGAACAGGUAGAGGAAGAGGAGGGGCAAUUUUAUUUAUGUCGCAUACUUCCGUUACCUAAAGGAAGGAGCUGCAGUUUCCUCUGGGUUGAACGCUUGCAGGAUUAUUGCUGUCCAGCGUGCAAGUCUCUCUCCCCUCCCCUUUUUGCAUGGCAAAGGCCGUUCCCGCCCAGUAUUAAAGGAAAAUAUCUCAUGUGCAUGAUUUGUUAUUUUUUUAGCAGGGAAUAGUGAGGAAAAUCAGGUCAGCAUUGGAGGGGUGCCAAGCCAUACUGAGUCCCCAAAUGGUUGCUGAGGGUGGCAGAAUCGGAGGGGUUCAGUGGGGAAGGGGGGAAUCGUUUAAGGGGACCUCAAGAUGUACACACAUGUCUCCUGCUUGCAAAGUGGACAGAGAUGCUCUCUCCUUUGACGUCUCGAGCGGAAGGCGCUCUUUGGCGUGGGGCAGUUUUUUGGACUGACUCCGAUGUGUUUGUCACUUUCCAAUGCAGAAUCUCAUGCCAAGUGCCCCUGGGGUGUUUGUGGGUCCCUGAAACACAUGUCUGGAACUCAGAAAUCCUCUUGCAGACAUGUUUGUGAGUCUGAAUGCUUCAGGCAGGGUCUCCCUGCUCCCCCCCCCCAAAAAAACUUUUAUUUUACAGCAUCCCAUUCCCCAGGUCAGGUCCCUGGUUUUCGGUGCUGCUUGGGAGGAAGUGAACCUCCCAUUUGCCGAAAAUGCUAACCUGGUAGCCUCCUGUGGCUCCCUUGGCCUGGCUGGGCGAUUUCUUAAGUCCUCUGGGUCUUCUUGGCUGGCGCAGCAGAGCUCACCCUCCCCACCGCCCCCUUUUUUGCUCUGAGUUGGCCGGGCAGCGUUCAGCUUGAGUCCCUGCCUUGUUGUCCGUCAGGUUCUGGGUUUGAGUCCUGCCAUAUCCCUCCCUGAAUGCCCCCCCCUGCUCUCCCCAGCGAGUUACAGCUGGACCUCUGGGACCCUGCAUGUGCCGCUAGGAAGUCCUGUUCCAAGUACAUGUCUGCUUACACUCCGCCUGUGCCAUCCUUUGUUUUAUGACUUUUGCACUAAAACUGUGCUGUCUCCUAGGCGUUCUGUGUGGGCGCUUUGAUGCAGUGCUUCUCCCCCAGCCCUUUCGACUCCCAAGAAGUGGCCUCUCCCAUUGUUAUAUAACCCAUAUCAGUAUUUUAGCCUCUAGUACUCGCCAUGGUCUGCCCAUUUCAAGCCUGCUCUGGGUCCCUCUCCUGCACGAGGAGGUAUCCCGUCUGCUUAAAAAAACCAGGAGGUGGUAACUCUCCUGCUCCGGAAGGGUGAAAGCAGGGAUCUCGUCCUUUGGCCUCCAGCAAUCCUGUCAGAAUUUAUGGUUCCGACUCUCUGGGGUGCCCUUCCCUCAGAUCUCAAUGUGUGCAGAAUCCUCUUCAGUCUUUGGCCUGUCGUUUGGGGGUGCGGAAUCGGAAGACGCGUUGCCGGGUCUGGUAAACACACGCAGCUCUCGAACCGGACAGUUUUAUAGGGAGAUGUAGAAAUCUCUCCUCCUCUCCUUUUCUAAAUUACACAUGUACAUAGGAGAGCCUGCGUGCGGAUAAACUGUAAGUAGUUUUACAAAAAUGGCCUUAAUAUAUACAGUAUCUAUAUAUCUAUAUAUCUGUAUACACACGUGAAACACACACACACACACAAAACCUUUCUGGAUUUGUUUGAGGGUCACUGAGGAUUAGGGACCACGUGCUUUGGAGGGGCACUGUUUAAAUUUCUGUUUUGUGUUUCAUUUGUUGCUGUUGCUGGAAACGAUUUUUAAAGAUGGCAGGAUCGUAGCGUAAGAUAUUUUGAUGUGCUCGAUAUCUCUCUUCCCAGCAGGGGGCAGCGUCAUUCUUAAUUUAUCAUGUUGAGUAUCCAAGCGAUGACUUUAGCACAACGGCAAAUUACUUCCUCCGUUAAUGCACCUUAUAUUCUGUGUGUUUCUGUUUUUUCAUCAUGUGGGGGGGGGUUCUAUCUUCACCCCCACCCUCAAUUCUGUGUUUAAGGCCAGGCCCCUGGAGGUUUUGAGAUACAUGCUCUGGCUGCAUCAGAAGCUGAUGCAGAGCUUGCUUAAAAUUGCUUAUUUUGAAGAGGGCGGAGCUGAAAGCUCCCCAAAUCCUUUCUUUUGUGAUUCUGCCCACCAUGAUUCUGUUUCAGGGGAGAAUGCUUUGUUGCCAUCGUUGAGCAGAGAGGAAGUCCUGCCUCGUUCAAAAGCGGGAGUGUUGUUUGUUGCUCAGUUAGGGUCAGGUUUAAAAGAGCAACUCUCUUUCGGUUAGGUGCCUGGUUUGUGUCUGGAUCUGGCACCGGGAUGGGAACAGUGGUGCAUUUGUCUUAAGCUGUUCCUUCUGUGCUCUCCUUUCCUCCCACUCCCCACCCCACCCCUUUACCCUCCCAACAACCCUGUGAUGUAGGUUAGGCCAAGAGAUAGCAGCUGCCCAGGGCGUGCCUGUGCUGAGUGGUCAUUUUAUCCUGGGUCUCUGUGGGCCUUAAUCUGACACCAGCCUGGUCCAGUACUGCUGUGUGUGUGUGUGUGUGUGUGUGUGUGUGUGUGUGUGUGUGUGUGUGUGUGUGUCAGUGUGCCAGCUAAUAAUACUGUGUAAAUGAGACCAGCUUCACCCCUGCAGUGCGGUCUGAGCCCUUGAACUUAUAUAAGCAGUGCCCUUUCUCCUUAUAAUUUGGCAAGAAAAAGUUCCCAGUGAGGAAUCGAACACAGAAGUUGAUGUCCCUCCAGUUUCCAUCAGGCUCCACUUGCUCCACAGCACCUCCACUGGAGCAGGCCAGGAGGGGUACUGCGCCUUCUCAUCCCAGUGGGAGUCCCAGGAACCAGGAGGGUCCCCUUUCAUUGCCGAUUCUGGUUUGCCGCCUCAGGCGCUUGGGUGCACCCAUUGGGACCCACAGAGGCCACUGGCUGCCAGGCAGCACAGGCUUCCAUAGCUCAGUUGGUAAGAGCAUGAGACUCUGAAUCUCAGGGUUGUGGGUUUGAGCCCCAUGUUGGGCGAAAGGUUCCUGCAUUGCAGGGGAUGGGCUAGAUGAACCCUUGGGGUCCCUUCCACCUCUACAAGUCUGUGAUUCCUAGCAGGAGCUUUGCUGCCAGCCAAAAAUAUUAGCAAGGCAUGUUAGAGCCCUAGAGCUCAUGGGGGGGGGGGAAUUAGCCCAAUUCUGCCGAGUUCGAGUAUCUUUGUAAUCAACAAGGCUUUCUUCUGGAAAAUCCCCACGUCACAUUCCUUAAAGCAGGAUCUUUUCCUUUUAAAAUCCCCAGCCAAUAGCCCCCAUUGUUGGUCUUUGAAAAUGGAAGUUGGUCCCCUAGAAGCCCCUCUUGGCAUCAAGUAGCGAAUGAAUUAAAUGACAAUGAUGACUGUCAUCCUCAUUGUCGGGGCCCCGCUCCAUUUCCAUCCUUGCAAGCUGCGUGGAGAAGCGUUCCUAAGCAUAUGCAGAGUUCCGCUGCUGCCCCCUCCUCCUCUCCCCCUGUAAUCCCCACGGCCCAAUGGACCUGGUCCCUUCUCUGGUUCUGGUCUUCUAAGGGAUGUGUGUCUCUCCACCUGCUCUUUGGGUGGGCUCUGGCGGCCAGCGGGUGUCGAGAGGCCAGGAUGGGUAUCAGAAGCGAUUGUGAGGAUGGCAAGCUGUCCGGAGAGAGGCUGGGUGCUGGUGUUUUAUAUCCACACAUGCUUUUGGUCAGCUUCGAAAAAUGUCUUGCAAAAGCAGGAGAAGUAUCCUGAAGCCAGAGUGAAUGAGCAUAUAUAUAUAGAUACAGUAUAUUUGUGUGUGUGCAUGUGAAAGCAAACGUUGAUGGAAGUGUAAAAUUGGCGCAGGGAGGAGGGGUACAGAUCCAACUGGAUCAGGCCAAAGGGGUCCCGGCCCAGCCCCCUCUUCCCACAGCGGUCAUCCAGACCCCCAGCAAGCAGGGGGAUGUCCUUGGAUACAGGACGCUGGGCUCAGUGGUGGUCAGACCCAGCAGUGCACAAAUUGGGGGCGGCCUCUGCCCAUUGCAUGGCCAGAGAAAACUGAAUCUUGUUAUUGCCUUGGCUUUUCUGCAUGUUUGCCGGAGUCUUGGUGGGCUCCUUGGAAAUCUAUCUCUGACAGGCAGCAGCAAGAGACUGAGCUGUCCCCUUUUUAAAAAAGAAAGAAAGAAAAGAAAAUAUACUUCUCUCUCCCCCCCCCCAAACUUUUCUGUGGUGGUCCCAAUACCAUCCUCCUUUUCCUGCCUCAAUCCUUUCAAGGCAGCCAUCUGCCCCUCCCUUCUUAGGUAGGAUUCCUCUCCGGAAGAGGACUACCUACAUACGACACCCAUGGCUUUUGGAAAGAAAGAAAGAAGGCACUUUGAUUUAUUUAUUUUUAUUAAAAAAAUUCCCUUGUCACUGUGAAAACAUCUGUGAAAGAGCAGUUGAAUAUCUGAGUAUGCAUUCUUCUUUUUAGGGGGGAAAAGGGGAAACCCAAAUAAAAAGUUAAGUGUUUUUCUGUUGUAACUUUUUUUUUUUAUGAACCGGUUUAACCUUCCUUUUAUUUUCAAAAGAAAACUUUUAAGAGUUUGUGUGGAAUUCCCAUAUUGCAAUAUGUGAAUUGGGGGGGGGGCAUGGAGGGUUUUAAUAACCAACACUACGUUUAUGGAACUUCGGUCGAUACCUUUGUGCUUUUUGUUGUAUUUAUUAUUGUUUUUUAUUAUUUUUUUUAAAAAGGAGAAAAAAACUUCCUUUCUGGGAGGGGGAGGAGGGCAUGGUGCGUGUGUGUGUAUAUAUAUAUAUAUACAUUUAUAUAUAUAUAUUAAAAAGUAUAUAUAAAUAAAUGUGAGCUUGGCCAGUUUCUACUGUGUUUAUAAAGGAAAGGCGUGGCUUUUGGGGGGAGGGAAACGCAGGCUGUCGGUAGGGAGAUGCUUUGAGGUGGCAGCAGCAGCUUUCUGCCUUGGGGGUGUUGGUUUUCGGUUUUCACUCCCCUUUUACAUCAAAAUGAUAAGAACUGAAAGCAAAAAAUGUAUAAUAGCUGUUGGUAUCUAGCAUGUGUAUUGAAGCAAAGGCUGUCUUGGCUCAAUGUCCCCGUUCCCCACCUGCAAGUUGGACGAUCUCACGCCCGUGGGUUGAGCAUUCAUUGCCUUUUUUUGCUUUUUGCCUGGUUCCCUUCUCUCCUCUCCUAUUUCCCCCCCCCCCACUCUCCACCCCAAAGCCUUCUCGGUAUAUUGAUAACAAUGAUAAAAUUCCCAGCGUUAUUGUUCUCUUCCCCCAACCCAGCCCCAAUUUUCAGGCGCGUCAAAAACGGUGGAAAGCCCACUUUUGGGACAGGGUUGGGUGGGAGAUGGGCCCUGAGAUGCCUUCCUUUCCCCCCCAGACACAACUUAUAUAUGUUUGGGAGGCAGGGGGAAACCCAGUCAGAUGAGCGGGGUUCAAAUAAUAAAAUUAUUAUCGCUAUUGUUGUCAAUUGCCGCCACAUCCAAACGGUGUUCUGUUACUGUAUGGCACGGCUGACCCGAGCCAGAUGUGUCUUCUCCUGGCCCAGCCUUUGCCAACCUGGCGUGCCCCCCCCCCCAAUGCUGCCACCAUUUUGGACAGGGUGGGCAGGCAGGUUUUUGGAGGCUGGGGCUGGGUGUGCAGUAGAAGCUUCUCUGAAAAAAAGCACCAGCAGAGUUUUAAAACUUAACUGGGUAGAUCAGCAGAGGCUUAAUGCUCUCCCUGCCCCCCCCCCCAGUCCUCCCAAAAAUGAAUGAGCCAGGUAGGUCAAAACUACUUCUUCCCAUAACCCCUCCACCCCUUUGCAAGUAUGUGUGAUUGGGUGUGUGUGUGCGAAGUUUGACACCUUCCCCACUUUAAAAGUCCCACCAACAGCAAGUAGGAUUUAAAUUGAUUACAGCGCAAAUAAACACGACUUGCUGAAAUAAAAGGAGGGAGGGUUGUUUUUAGGGUUUAUUUCUUUUUGUCAAAUUGGGCAGGAGGAUGAAGUGUUUUGUGGGGAGUCAUAGUGCUGUUUUGGAUGCACCCCUCCCCUAGGUCUGGGGAAUACCUUUAAGUUCUAGAUUACAGUUCUGUUAGUUUCAAAGCCUUCGUUUGCAGCUGACCACAGAGAAUAGCUGUAUCGUUUUUUGUUUCAAAGAGAAAUGGCGGUAUCAGGAAUCCCUACUAAAAACCAUAAUCCUUGGAGUGGGAAGAUCCACACGCGGCACCUGUGUUUCACUUUGGGAAACCCUAACCGACCAGCGCAUAGAAAUCAACCCUUUGCAGAAGCCACUCACUUGCAUUCCUUUUAAACUCUUGGUGGCAGGAGAGGAAACGGCUCGAUCCCUCCUCAAGAUCCUUGAUUUGGAGAACACUUAGCUAAGGCACAGCUUGCAAAUGCAGCCGCUUGCCGUGUGCCGCAUCUCUGCGCAUCUCCUCGGCUGCCCUGCCAUACGCAACAGAAACACCAGGAUUAAUUCUGCAAGCUUUUGCAGAUUGCGCCCGCUGUCGCCCAUACUCUGAGUAGUCCAAUUGAAACAGACGGGUGUGGCCAAACGGGUCUGGGGGACCUACUCUGAGCAGAACUUAAUUGGGCUGCAACCCUAAUAUUACUUUCUUUUGGGGGGGUGGGGAUUAGACCAUGCCUAAACGUUAUUUUCCCCUUCGAUCCUAAAUAGUUCCUAACUAUAUGGGCAUGAGCAGUUUCACAUUAAACGUAAUUAUCCAUAUUACAAUAACCAUAUUGCUAGAGACAUCCAGAACAUUAAUGCAACUUAGCAAGUAAACAAAAUGUGCUUAGUUCUAGCUGUUAGUCGGGUGGUAGCUUUUCAAAUCAUGGCUUUCUUUUGUGGACAGGGAGGAAAUUAAAUUUCUCUCUCCCCCCCCCAUUUCUUUUGGGGCACCUGAAAGUGUAAAAGAACACCAGGGGAAAUGUGGGUCUUAUCUGGAUAAGGUAGAUACAGACAGGCAGCUAAAAAACAGUAACACAAAAAUCAUAUUUUGGGGUGGGGGGAGCCGGAUUAAAAGGGUGGGAAGGGAACAGUCUUUUGUUUUCUGUAUUUUUGGACUGUGUAACAUCCUGUUCUUUAUAGGUUUUUUUUAAAAAACAAAAACAUGAGGACUAGUGGAAUGACUUUACUGAUAUAUGCAAAUCCUACCAUUGAGUUGCAGGUUUUCUUGGGGGGUGGGGAGGGGGGUACUUGGGGGCAGCAGCAGCACAGGAACUCUGGAGCAUAGAAGCUUAAUUUAUUGUGGCUUUUUUCUUGGCAAAAAAAGGAACCCUGAAGGUGGCUUUGUAAGCGUGUGUGUGUUUUUUUCUUCUUUUUGCAAACUUAAGAACAUGACAAUGAUGUGAAAAAGCGGCAAAACUCUGUGUACAUUCUUUUUGAUCUCUCUCUUUUUGGUUCGUUCGUUUCCUUUUUUUCCUUUCUUUCUCUGUGAAGGCUUUUUUUUGUCUUUGUAACUUUGCAUUAUUUGUAAAUGAAAUGUAAUAAAGUUCAGCUGUUUUUCUCUC
Messenger RNA from Zootoca vivipara (common lizard), 10261 nucleotides. It is a transcript of the gene CRTC1, whose product is annotated as CREB regulated transcription coactivator 1. The record is from RefSeq and is a predicted model, not a curated record. Gene Ontology annotation, molecular function: cAMP response element binding protein binding. Gene Ontology annotation, cellular component: cytoplasm; nucleus. Lineage: Eukaryota; Metazoa; Chordata; Lepidosauria; Squamata; Lacertidae. Gene Ontology annotation, biological process: protein homotetramerization; positive regulation of transcription by RNA polymerase II.